Molecule: messenger RNA, 5340 nt
Organism: Melospiza melodia melodia
Lineage: Eukaryota; Metazoa; Chordata; Aves; Passeriformes; Passerellidae
Exons: 8
Coding region: 1-5340 (1779 amino acids)
Biological process (GO): viral process; proteolysis; RNA-templated DNA biosynthetic process
Molecular function (GO): zinc ion binding; RNA-DNA hybrid ribonuclease activity; aspartic-type endopeptidase activity
Source: RefSeq, a predicted model, not a curated record
AUGGCAGUAGCAGCAAAAAACAUCAAGCUUUAUACUUCUUCCUUUUUGGAUAGAAGGUGGAGUACAGUGGGGGAGGGAGGGGUGAAAGAAGGGAAAGAUGGUUGGCGCCCAACGUGGGGCCUGAGAGUGGACAUUUGGACAUCGGACCACCGACCGGACCCCGCGGAGUGGAACUUACAGUUUCUUUUGGCCGUCAACCUACCUCGGGUGGUAGCAGACCCCGUUUUAGGGGUAGCGCUCCCCGAGGAUUGGAGUCCCAACCCUCCGCACCGCCUGAGGAGGACUCCAGGAACGAAAGCCCCCUCGCCCGAUUUUUGGUUGCCGCUUCGACGCGAUUGGAGCCCUGGCCAGGCUUCUCUCCGUCCCGACCCCCCUGUCCCGGCCCCCAAGUCCCCGGUUGUUAGACCUAAAGUUCGGUUUAUUGAAGAGUUGGAAGAUGGCUCCCAGGGUGCCCAAAAUGGCGCCGGCCACAUGGCCGUUCCCGCCAGGGCCCCUUCUCUUCCCCAGAAUCCCUUUCUCCCGAAUCCCAACCCCUUUCUCCCUCCUGACCCAACCCCUUCAUCGGUUACCCCUCCCUCGUACCCCUCCUUGGUCCCGCCUACCGCUCCUCCUUCAAUCCCGCCUGUUGCUCCGCCCCCGGUCCAGCCUCCUAUUGACCCCGCCUCUGCUCCUCCCUCGUACUCAGCUCCUCCUCCGACUCCUCCCGUUUCUCCGCCUCCUGUACCGCCUCCGGUACAGCCCUCCACUGACCCAGCCCAGGUUCCUCCCUCGGCUCCUCCCGUAUCCCCUCCCCCGAUUCAGCCCCCCGUGGAUCCCUCUCCUGUUACUCCUUCCUAUUCGGCUCCGCACCCAAGCUCCACCCAGGGGGCGGAGAGGGGUGCCGCCCCGGUUUCUUACACCCUGACUGGAGAGGGGAGUUCUCUGGCGCAGUGGGUGCCUUUAGCACCGGCCCGGAUCAAGGAACUGUGCAAGGCGCAGAAGGACUACUCCCGGGAGUCUGAAUACUUCCGGGGGUUGCUCCGUAAUGCCCUUGCGCAGGGAGAUCUGGUGCCCGCUGACCUGAGGGCUCUUUUCUCCAGUCUAACCGGCCCUAUGGAGUUUCGCAUUUGGGUGAAGGAGUGGAAGAGGGAGAUUGUGGAGGCUCUCCCAGAUCUUUGGGGGAGUCCUGCCACUUCUCACGAUGCGGACGGCCUGUUGGUGCAGGAGGAACAGCUGUUGGGCGAGGGACAGUGGGCAAAUGGGGCAGCCCAGGCUCGGGCUCUCUUUUCUCAACACCUGACGGUAUCGGCUCAGGCUGCGGAGAGAGCCUUUUUCAAACUGGCAACCGUCACCUCCCAAUGGGAGGAGGACGAGGUGCGGCAGGGCGCGCAAGAGCCCUACUUAGCCUUCAUCGAACGCCUCUACCGUUUCGUAGAGGCACAGGUGUCUGGGGACCGGGAGAGAGAGUCCAUGUUAAGAAAGAUGGCAUAUUAUAAUGCCAAUGCCGAAUGCCGGAAGGCUAUUCGGACUCUCCCCCGAACUCCCCGGCCCACGGUGGAGGCAAUGAUGGAGGCGGUAGUGGCUCAUGUUCCACUCCCUGUGCGCCCGCGCCGUAACUCCGUAGCCUUUGCCGACCUCCCCGAGCCCGAGCCAUUCGAUCUUGAGGCUGCCCCCGCUGCUGGGCCACCGACACCAGGGCCCAGCAGAAGAACAUCAGACACCCACCCCUGCCACUUAUGUGGUGAGAUUGGGCACUGGAUGCCCCAGUGUCCAAUGAGAUUGGAUUAUUUGAACUAUCGGAAACAGAGGGAGAGGGAGAAAAAGUGGACUGUCAUCGGUGACACUAAGCACACGCCGCGAGACGUGCACAUCAUCCCCGGUCUGGUCACUACCGACCGGGAUCGUUUCGCGGUAGGGCUGUACUGUGUCCGACCCCCACUUCUCCUUCCCAAGGGACAGGUUAUCGCCCAGGCCAUCCCCGUGCCCGAUCAAGACCACUGGAGCAGCGGCGCGGAGAAGACAUCGCCUCCGUCGGUGGCCUGGGCGCAGCUCGUGGGGAGGGAGAAGCCCCGCCUGACAUGCCAGCUCUCGUUGGGCGGGGAUCGAAAGGUUAUCAGGGGUCUUUUGGACACGGGUGCAGAUGUGACGAUCAUUCCCUCUCGGGAGUGGCCGUCGCAUUGGGGCUUGCAAAGUGCAGCGGGCACGAUUUCUGGUGUCGGGGGUUUACAAUUGGCCAAACAAUCGAAGAGCGUUGUUCAAAUUAAGGGGCCCGACGGGCAAUUGGCUUCAGUGCGCCCGUUCGUUUUAGAUUACAGCGAGCCUCUCUGGGGGAGAGAUCUGCUAGCCCAGUGGGGAGCCAGAAUUGACCUGCCAAAGGCUCCCCAGGUUUUUCGGGCAGUGGCCACUGAUGAGCGCCGGACUUGGAAGCUGGAUUGGCUUUCUGAUAGACCAGUACAAGUCCAACAGUGGCCACUUAACAAACAGAAAUUGAAGGCGCUCAACGAGCUCGUGCAGGAGCAGCUACUUAAGGGCAACAUCGAGGAGUCCAUGUCUCCAUGGAACUCCCCUGUCUUUGUCAUCAAGAAGCCCAAUAAAGAUAAGUGGCGGCUCCUGACCGACCUCCGCCAAAUUAACGAUUUAAUUGUUGACAUGGGAUCUCUCCAACCAGGGAUGCCCUCCCCAGCAAUGCUCCCCCAAAAUUGGAAUUUGGCAGUAAUUGACAUAAAAGACUGUUUCUUCCAAAUUCCCCUUCACCCGGACGAUGCUCCGCGCUUUGCUUUCACGGUUCCGUCUAUCAACCGUGAGUCCCCGGCCAAGCGCUAUCAUUGGCGGGUAUUACCGCAGGGCAUGAAGAACAGCCCUGUGAUCUGUCAAUGGUAUGUCGCUUCGCUGCUGUCACCUUUACGUACAGCCCUCGGGGAUGCCGUCAUCAUUUAUCACUAUAUGGACGACAUCCUCGUGUGUGCGGCCGACCACAGUCUACUUGCCCAUGCGCUUGACCUGACAACCAAUGCGUUGGUUGCUGCAGGGUUUGAGCUCCAGCAGGAUAAGAUUCAGCGGAUGCCACCUUGGAAGUACCUGGGCCUCCAAAUCACAAAGCGGACCAUUGUUCCGCAAAAAUUGGCUAUUCGGACGAAAGUCCAGACCCUAGCAGAUGUCCAUCAACUGUGUGGGUCUUUAAAUUGGGUGAGACCCUGGCUAGGCAUUCCCACCGAAGACCUAGCCCCCCUUUUCAAUUUGUUGAAAGGGGGAGAGGGGCUUAGUUCCCCUAGGACUCUCACCCCAGAGGCAGAGGUGGCUCUGGAGAAGGUGCAAAAAAUUAUUUCGGCCAGGCAGGCCCAUCGAUACCAUCCGGGCCUGCCAUUCAAAUUUAUUAUACUGGGAAAACUGCCACACCUCCAUGGCAUGAUCCAUCAGUGGGACCAAGACCUGAAGGACCAGGGUCUGGGUGACCCCCUCUUAAUCAUAGAGUGGGUGUUCCUCAGCCACCAUAGGUCCAAAAGGAUGACACGGCCACAAGAGUUGGUAGCCGAACUGAUCCUCAAGGCAAGAUCGAGGAUCAGGGAGUUGGCAGGAUGUGACUUCGCAUGCAUUCACAUUCCAAUUAAAUUGGAAGCGGGCCAAUUAAAAUUAAAGACCUUUGAAGAACUGUUGCAGACCAAUGAAUAUCUACAGUUUGCGUUAGACAGCUACACUGGGCGCGUCGCAGUUGAUCGGCCGGCCCACAAAUUAUUUAAUUCAGAAUUCAAAUUAUCUCUAACCAAGGUCCAAAGUAGGGAACCACUGGAUGCCGUGACUGUUUUUACUGACGCGUCUGGAGCAUCCCACAAGUCGGUUAUGACUUGGAGGGAUCCUCAGACUCAGCAGUGGGAGACCGAUGUUGUUACUGUGGAGGGUUCUCCACAGGUUGCUGAGUUAGAUGCAGUCGUCAGGGCCUUCCAGAGAUUCCCUGGACCUUUCAAUCUGGUGACAGAUUCUGCGUACGUCGCAGGUGUAGUGUCUCGAGCGGAGCAUGCAGUUCUUCAAGAGGUCACCAACAAAAGGUUGUUCGAAUUAUUAAACCGGCUCGUCGAGUUGGUCUCCCACCGCGAGCACCCAUUUUAUGUGAUGCAUGUGAGGUCACACACGGAUCUGCCCGGGUUCAUCGCGGAGGGCAACCGCCGUGCCGAUUCUUUGGCCGCGGCUACCGUUACGCAGGGCCCGCUCCCAGAUGUGUUCGGCCAGGCUAAGAUCAGCCACCAGCUCUUUCACCAAAAUGCGCCCGGCCUGGUUCGGCAGUUCAAUCUGACGCAGGACCAGGCCAAGGCGAUUGUGGCCACAUGUCCCCAAUGCCAGCAACAUCAGAUGCCCACCGUGGUCUCGGGAGCUAAUCCCCGAGGCCUGGCGAGCUGCGAGGUGUGGCAGACGGACGUAACACAUGUUCCAUCUUUUGGCCGGCUGUGUUACGUCCACGUCUCGGUAGACACCUUCUCCGGUGCCAUAUACGCUUCUGCCCACACAGGGGAAAAGGCAGCGGAUGUUCAGAAGCAUCUGCUUCAGGCAUUCGCUGUCUUGGGCAUCCCUAGGGCCCUAAAAACUGAUAAUGGCCCUGCGUAUGUUUCCAAGGAGCUGCGGAGCUUCCUGCAGCAAUGGGGAAUAGUCCAUAAGACCGGCAUCCCCUAUUCCCCGACAGGCCAAGCCAUGGUGGAGAGGGCCCACCAGAGCCUUAAGAAGACCCUGUCCCGCCAACAACCGGCUAUGAAGGUGGAGACCCCCCACGUCCGGCUGUCGAGAGCGUUGUAUACCCUCAACUUCCUUAACUGCUCUUUCGACAACCAAAAUCCCCCAGUGGUCCGUUACAUCUCCCCAAUGGCCCCCGCUGCAACACCGCUGGCCCCAAACCCCGGAGCGCUGACCAUCCUUAUGACCACCUUCUGGCUCCUGAUGUCACCUGCGGAGCCGUGGGUUGUCCCCCAGCCAAAGGUCAACUUCGACUAUACUAUCACCCCCGUAGAGAGGGGCAGUGAGGUGGUCCUCCAGACCAAAAAAGAAUAUCAGGCCAGACAGUGGUGUCAGGCUGUCCUGAAGAUCCUCGGCCCCACCACUACUGGCCGGACCCCUUACUCCCUUCCUCGGGUUCUCGUUAUGGUGAUCCGCGGUCUGGUCCAGAGACUGAUAUCCAGGGCCACUUCUCCCAGCAUUAAUCAUGCGACAGUGCCCAAAGAAGAGCACAUCGAGCUGGGGGACCUCUCCUCGGAGGCCGAAGAAGCUGCAGAUGAGGAGGGGUCGACCGUGCCGCCCGUCGAACAUCUAUGGGCGGACGAGCCCCAGCUCGAAGAAGACGAAGACUGGCCGGACCAGCCGCGGGUCCCUGAAGUUUAA